AUGCUCCCGGUUGAUGUCCGCGUUCUGCUGUGGAAGGUGAUGGAUUUCAUAUCCAACAUCCUUCCCAGCAACUUCCAUAUUCUGAAGGACAAACUCUUUUCUGAUCGUAUGACAGCCUUCUUCGUGUACCUGUUCAUCUUCAGAUACCUUCGUCUCAUCGUCCACCUCGUUUCGUUCUGGUGUUUCUAUCAGCCAGCUCCUGUUCCCAGCAGACCGACCGUUCGUCCGUCCGAUUGCACAAUCAUCCUGCCAACUGUUGAUCCAGAGAACAGAGAUUUCGAAGAAUGCCUCACUUCCUGCCUGCUGAAUUCCCCUGGUGCAAUAGUCAUUGUCCCAGUUGGCAGUGAAAUGACUGAAAGAACAAAAUUCAUUGUUGGCCCUUACCAGCAGCGGUUCCCAAGCACACACAUUCGCGUCAAGGCUUCCACUGUCGCUAACAAGCGGAUCCAGGUUGCACACGGUCUCCAAUACGUGAACACAAAGAUCACUGUUCUCCUCGAUGACCACGUCUUUUGGCCCUCUGCCCGGUUUCUUCCCACCAUCCUCGCCCCCUUCGAGGACCCUCGCGUUGGAAUUGUCGGCACGAACAAGCGAGUCCGCCGCACUGACACAGGCUUCAACAUCAGGUCCUUCUGGAACAUGCUCGGCGCACUGUAUCUCGAGCGCCAUAAUUUUGAAAUCCGAGCUACAAACGCAAUGGAUGGCGGCGUGUUUGUUGUAUCAGGGCGUACCUCUGCCCACCGGUCCCAAAUCCUCACUGACCCCAAGUUCAUCCAGGGCUUCACUAAUGAGCGCUUCUUCUUCGAUCAGUUUGGGCCCCUCAACGCUGACGACGAUAACUUUAUCACCCGUUGGAACGUUCGACACGGAUACAAGAUCAAGAUCCAGUACUGCCGAGACGCCUGCAUUGAGACUACACUAGGCACAUACCCCAAGUUCCUCUCCUAG
Messenger RNA from Aspergillus puulaauensis, 948 nucleotides. RefSeq names its product glycosyltransferase family 2 protein. NCBI's taxonomy places the organism in Eukaryota, Fungi, Ascomycota, Eurotiomycetes, Eurotiales, Aspergillaceae. The transcript has a single exon. The record is from RefSeq and is a predicted model, not a curated record. Bases 1 to 948 code for a protein of 315 amino acids.